This is a messenger RNA of Rhipicephalus sanguineus (brown dog tick), 726 nucleotides long. Its product is annotated as alpha-(1,3)-fucosyltransferase C. The record is from RefSeq and is a predicted model, not a curated record. NCBI's taxonomy places the organism in Eukaryota, Metazoa, Arthropoda, Arachnida, Ixodida, Ixodidae. Gene Ontology annotation, molecular function: alpha-(1->3)-fucosyltransferase activity. The coding region runs from base 1 to 726 and encodes 241 amino acids. The transcript has a single exon. Gene Ontology annotation, cellular component: membrane.
AUGGAAAACCCUAAAAGCAUCGAGUACGUGGAUUUGAACCCCGUGCGCGACAUCUUCAACUGGACAAUGACGUACCGGUCAGACUCGGACGUCUACGUGCCCUAUGGCCGGACCGUGGACCAUGGCACCAAGCCCGCGGCCACGAAGAGGGACAUGAAAGCCCUGUGGAAGACAAAGAGCAGAACCGCCGUAUGGCUGAUUAGCGACUGCCUGAGUUACAGCGGACGGAAGAACUUCAGUCGAGAACUCCAGCAGUACAUGGACGUCGACGUUUAUGGUAAAUGCGGUCCGCGCGACUUUCCGAAGACCGGAGUUAACGCCUCCUAUGAACACUUCGAGCGCAAUUACCAUUUCAUACUUACUUUCGAGGACUCUAUAUGCGCGGAAUACGUAACCGAGAAACUGUUCACUGCUCUCAAGUACGACAUCGUGCCUGUGGUGUUUGGCGGUGCAAACUACAGCCGGAUCGCACCGCGCCACUUUUACAUCGACGCCUUUGCUUUCGAAUCUUUUGAGAAGCUUGCCGAGUACCUUGUCGCAUUAUCACGAAACUACACGGAGUAUGUCGCGUAUUUCAAAUGGAAAGAAAGCCAUAGUGUUGAGCCGUUGAAAUCGGGUUAUUGCGAGCUUUGCACAAAGUUGCAUAGCGAUCCCACAGUGCGACGAAGUUCAUCCUACCAAGACAUCAAAGCGUGGUGGCUGGAGCAAAAACGCUGCCGUUUGUGA